CUUGCUUUUGGUGAUGGUUGUGAGUGCAGAAGUUGAUUGACAGAUGCAUGCCAGAAACCCCCAGUCUCCUUUUCAAAGACAACAUAUGAUGGAUUGCGAUCUCCCAGCGCAGCAGGACACGGGGACCAUGCAAGCUGUAAUUGGUCAGGAUCCAAUGAUAGCUGGACAAGUCAGUAAGCCCUUGCUGUCAGUGCGGAGUGAAAUGAAUGCGGAGUUGAGAGGUGAGGACAAGGCUGCUACUUCAGACAGCGAGCUGAAUGAGCCCCUGCUUGCGCCCGUGGAAUCAAAUGACAGCGAGGACACUCCCAGCAAGCUCUUCGGGGCCAGAGGAAACACAGUCUUAUCAGACCCAGGAACUCCUGACCAGCACCAGGCCAGUCAGACCCACCCCCCAUUUCCAGUUGGGCCACAGCCUCUUCUGACAGCACAGCAGCUAGCCUCUGCUGUGGCCGGGGUGAUGCCAGGAGGCCCCCCAGCCCUCAAUCAGCCCAUCCUCAUCCCCUUCAACAUGGCGGGACAGCUAGGUGGUCAGCAAGGCCUGGUCCUCACACUGCCCACAGCGAAUCUCACUAACAUCCAAGGCCUGGUAGCAGCAGCUGCAGCCGGAGGCAUCAUGACUCUGCCAUUACAAAAUCUACAAGGUAACCUCAUGCCCAGGUGCUGUGCAGUGUUCCACUGA
Messenger RNA from Phodopus roborovskii (desert hamster), 679 nucleotides. Its product is annotated as POU domain, class 6, transcription factor 2-like. NCBI's taxonomy places the organism in Eukaryota, Metazoa, Chordata, Mammalia, Rodentia, Cricetidae. The record is from RefSeq and is a predicted model, not a curated record. Bases 44 to 679 code for a protein of 211 amino acids. The transcript is spliced from 4 exons.